This is a messenger RNA of Chrysemys picta bellii (western painted turtle), 1175 nucleotides long. RefSeq names its product glutathione S-transferase-like. Gene Ontology annotation, molecular function: glutathione transferase activity. The record is from RefSeq and is a predicted model, not a curated record. NCBI's taxonomy places the organism in Eukaryota, Metazoa, Chordata, Testudines, Emydidae. Gene Ontology annotation, biological process: glutathione metabolic process.
CCGAGAGAAGACUCCCCUCGGGAGGUGGAGCCGGCCGGUCACAGGCUGAAGGCAGCCACACUGUUACUGUCUGUGUCUAAGGAGGAGUGAGGCGGGAGUCCGAGGUCAGUGCUCAGAAACUGCCAGGGAGCGGCUCUACUCCCGGGGAGCUGCAGGCAACAAGAAAUCUGAAAACAUGGCUGGAAAACCCAAACUGCACUACACUAAAGGAAGAGGUAAAAUGGAAUCUAUCCGAUGGCUGUUAGCAGCAGCUGGGGUUGAGUUUGAAGAAGAGUUUGUGGAAGCAAAGGAAGACUUGGAAAAGUUACGCAAGGAUGGAUCCCUGCUGUUUCAACAAGUGCCCAUGGUGGAAAUUGACGGGAUGAAGAUGGUGCAGACCAGAGCCAUUCUCAACUACAUAGCAGGGAAACACAACCUCUAUGGGAAGGACCUGAGGGAGAGAGCACUGAUUGAUAUGUACGUGGAAGGAACAACAGAUCUGAUGGAAAUGAUCAUGUUACUCCCUUUGCAACCGCCCGAAGCAAAGGAGAAGAAUUUUGCCUUAAUCAUCGAGAGGGCCAAAACCAGAUACUUCCCAGUCUAUGAAAAGGUUUUAAAAGACCAUGGCCAGCAGUUUCUUGUUGGUAACAAAUUUAGCUGGGCGGAUGUCCAUCUGCUUGAGGCCAUUUUAAUGACAGAAGAGUGCAAGCCUGAUAUACUCUCCCCAUUCCCUCAGUUACAGGCUUUUAAAGGAAGAAUAAGCAACAUCCCCACAAUUAAGAAAUUCUUGCAGCCUGGUAGCCAAAGGAAACCACCAGCAGAUGACAAGUUCAUUGCACAGGUGAAGAAAAUAUUCAACAUCUAAUCUAUGUGAUUACUAAAAAUCACUGCACCUACAGUAUAGUAGCUCAGCCAUGCUUAAUAUAGCUGUAAACUUCACAUAACUCAAACAUUCUAUGGCCUGAGCUAUACAGGAAGUCACAUUAGAUGAUAAUGGGCUCUUCUGGCUUUAGUCUGUGAAACUGGAUUUGAAAGUUUUUAGCAUGUUAAAUGCUAGCAUGCCGAAACAUAACUCUUUAAAAAUGUCUCUGCAAUAGCUAUAACUAGAUUACAAUGAAUUGUAGACUAGGGUAACUUGUUAAAUAAUCUUGUAAUUGGAAGAUACAUUUACUUGAAAUAAAACACUCAUUACUUUC